Molecule: messenger RNA, 1074 nt
Organism: Nicotiana tabacum (common tobacco)
Lineage: Eukaryota; Viridiplantae; Streptophyta; Magnoliopsida; Solanales; Solanaceae
Product: WEB family protein At3g51220-like
Biological process (GO): chloroplast accumulation movement; chloroplast avoidance movement
Cellular component (GO): cytosol
Source: RefSeq, a predicted model, not a curated record
AAUUAUCCUACCAAUUUGUAACAAACAACCUCUUUCUUCGUUCUCUCAUAUAUAAACCUAAAUUUGACAAUCAAAAUGACAAUACAAAAUUUCGUCGUCAACUUCAUUAAUGCAGUUGCUGAGGAGUUUCUAGUUUCCUUUUAAUUAAUUACCACUGCACAAAUAGAAAAGAAGAAGUUCAGUUACUUUCCUGCAUUCUGAAAAGGAAAAUGGAAAGGGAAUUAGAAGGAGUGGUGGUGAGGGGACGUGUGGAGAUCGACAUGCGGCAGCCUUUUCGAUCGGUGAAGGAAGCAGUUAUGUUGUUCGGGGAAAAGGUGUUGGCUGGAGAGAUACAUGCUAAGCAGCUUAAAGAGGUGCAGACAAAGGCAAGUGGUGGACAAAACCAACCCAAAUUUGGAGGAGCAGUAAGAGUUGAGCUUGAAGAGACAAAACAAAGCCUCCAGAAAGCUAAAGAAGAAGGAACAUUUAUGGCCCAUUGCCUUCAAUCUCUUAAAGAAGAGCUGGAACAGACAAGAAGAGAGAUACAACAAUUGAAGACAAGAGAACCCCAACACAAAGUACCAUUAGUGAUGAUGGAUCCAGAGAUUGAAGAGCUAAAAUUCAUUGAGCAACCAUCAUCAAAAGUUGAAGCCAAAAUACAAACUGUAGAGGAAGAUGAUGAGGAGCAGAUCGAGUUCCAGAAAAAGAGAUCUGUCAAGUUUGCUAGUCCCCCUCUGCUUACUAAGGUCAUUGCUGUCAACAAGGAAGAUGUUAAGAAAGAAUGUGAGACUAGUCCUUCACAGCUCAAGAAGAAAUUGAAGAGGAAGCCUUUAAUCCCUUUAAUUGGUGCCUUGUUUUCCAAGAAGGGAAAUCAGGAAAAUGCAUGAAACUUAAAAGUCCUAAACCUUGUUCCCCUGAGUACCUCUGAUGAGCAUAGAAGAAACAUGCAAUGAUCGAUAUACAGCUUCUGGCCUUCUUUUGAAUAAGGAAUUAAAUACUGUAGUAGAGUGUACUACUAUACUAUUUUGUUAGCUUUAACUCAAUGCCUAUCAUCAAAUUAUUAGUCAUUCUCUUUUUGAUUUUUUCAUUCAAUUA